CUUCUCAUUCUCCUCUUCACAACCACAACAAUAACAAUCAUAGCAGCCAUGGCUAAGCUUCUUGCGCUUUCUGUUUGCUUUUGCUUUCUAGUUCUGGGAGCUAGCAGCGUCACCUUCAGGCAGCAGGGGGAGGAGAAUGAGUGCCAGUUCCAGCGCCUCAAUGCCCAGAGACCCGACAACUGCAUUGAGUCUGAAGGCGGUUACAUUGAGACUUGGAACCCAAACAACCAGGAGUUCCAGUGCGCCGGCGUCGCCCUCUCUCGCUUCGUCCUCCGCCGCAACGCCCUUCGAAGGCCUUUCUACUCCAAUGCUCCCCAGGAGAUCUUCAUCUACCAAGGGAGUGGUUAUUUUGGGUUGAUAUUCCCUGGUUGUCCUGGCACAUUUGAAGAGCCAAUUCAGGGAUCUGAACAAUUCCAAAGACCAUCAAGACAUUUUCAAGGGCAGGACCAAAGCCAAAGGCCACUGGACACUCACCAAAAGGUUCACGGCUUCAGAGAGGGUGAUCUCAUCGCUGUUCCCCACGGUGUUGCUUUCUGGAUCUACAACGACCAAGACACUGAUGUUGUUGCCAUUUCUGUUUUACACACCAACAGCCUCCACAACCAACUUGACCAGUUCCCCAGGAGGUUCAAUUUAGCUGGAAAGCAAGAGCAAGAAUUCCUAAGAUACCAGCAACGAAGUGGUCGUCAAAGCCCAAAAGGAGAAGAACAAGAACAAGAACAAGAAAACGAAGGCGGCAACGUCUUUAGCGGCUUCUCAACAGAAUUCCUCUCACAUGGCUUCCAAGUGAACGAGGACAUAGUGAGGAACCUAAGAGGAGAAAACGAACGCGAGGAGCAAGGAGCCAUUGUCACAGUAAAGGGAGGACUUAGCAUCUUAGUUCCACCAGAGUGGAGGCAGAGCUACCAACAACCUGGAAGAGGCGACAAAGACUUCAACAACGGCAUUGAAGAAACCAUUUGCACUGCAACUGUUAAGAUGAACAUUGGCAAAUCCACAUCUGCUGAUAUCUACAACCCUCAAGCUGGUAGCGUCAGAACUGUAAACGAACUUGACCUCCCAAUCCUCAAUCGACUCGGACUCAGUGCCGAGUAUGGAUCCAUUCAUCGGGAUGCAAUGUUUGUUCCUCACUACAACAUGAACGCAAACAGCAUGAUAUAUGCAUUGCACGGAGGAGCUCAUGUCCAAGUGGUGGACUGCAAUGGCAAUAGAGUGUUCGACGAGGAGCUUCAAGAGGGUCAAUCGCUGGUGGUGCCACAAAACUUCGCCGUGGCUGCAAAGUCACAGAGCGAGCACUUCUUGUACGUGGCAUUCAAGACAAACUCAAGGGCCAGCAUAUCCAACCUUGCUGGCAAAAAUUCCUACAUGUGGAACUUGCCGGAAGAUGUGGUUGCAAAUUCAUAUGGCCUACAAUAUGAGCAAGCAAGGCAACUCAAGAACAAUAACCCCUUCACGUUCUUGGUUCCACCUCAAGACUCUCAGAUGAUCAGGACUGUGGCUUAGGGUUGCUCUUCAUGCAUGCAUCACAUGCAUGUAUGUAUGUAUGUGUGUGUUAUAUGUCCACCCACUUUUUGCCACAACUGAAUAAAUAACGUAGUUUUGUAGUAAUGAAUAAGAUAUGAGAGAAUAUAUAUACACAAAGGGGCUUGGAUGGCCUUUUUGUUUAACAUGUGAAAUUGAGAUGUAACAUAAAAUGAGUAGUGCACCUUUUUUAAUCCCGAGUUAA
Arachis ipaensis is the source of this 1726-nucleotide messenger RNA. Its product is annotated as arachin Ahy-3. Lineage: Eukaryota; Viridiplantae; Streptophyta; Magnoliopsida; Fabales; Fabaceae. Gene Ontology annotation, molecular function: nutrient reservoir activity. The record is from RefSeq and is a predicted model, not a curated record.